Cavia porcellus (domestic guinea pig) is the source of this 1802-nucleotide messenger RNA. RefSeq names its product C-C motif chemokine receptor 10 (gene Ccr10). Gene Ontology annotation, molecular function: C-C chemokine receptor activity; C-C chemokine binding. The transcript is spliced from 2 exons. NCBI's taxonomy places the organism in Eukaryota, Metazoa, Chordata, Mammalia, Rodentia, Caviidae. The coding region runs from base 123 to 1208 and encodes 361 amino acids. Gene Ontology annotation, cellular component: membrane; external side of plasma membrane. Gene Ontology annotation, biological process: calcium-mediated signaling; cell chemotaxis; G protein-coupled receptor signaling pathway. The record is from RefSeq and is a predicted model, not a curated record.
UGCACAGAGCGCCAGACCCCAAUCCCUCCACCCGGCCCCUCUCCCCGCCCCUUCCUUCCUGCCCCACUGGUUAUUUAACCUCUACCCCUGAGGCUCUACCUCCGAAACCCUGGUAGCCAGACAUGGGGACGGAGCCCGCGGAGCAGGUGUCCUGGGCCUCUUACUCCGGGAACGAGGAGGAUGCCUACUCAGCUGAGCCACUGCCCGAGCUCUGCUCCAAGGCCGACGUCCAGGCCUUCGGCCGUGCCUUCCAGCCCGGCGUGUCUCUGGCGGUGGCCUUUCUGGGCCUGGUGGGGAACAGCUUGGUCCUGGCCACGCACCUGGCUGCCCGGCGCGCAGCGCACUCGCCCACCGCGGCGCACCUGCUGCAGCUGGCUCUGGCCGACCUACUGCUGGCCCUGACCCUGCCCUUCGCGGCGGCGGGGGUGCUGCAGGGCUGGAGCCUGGGCAGUGCCACCUGCCGCGCUAUCUCUGGCCUCCACGCAGCCUCCUCCCACGCCGGCUUCCUGUUCCUAGCCUGCAUCAGCGCCGACCGCUACGUGGCCAUCGCGCGUGCGCUCCCCACGGGACCUCGGCGCUCUGCGUCCCGCCGCGCGCACUGGGCCUCGGCCGCCGUGUGGGGGCUGGCGCUGCUCCUGGCGCUGCCCGCACUGCUCUUCAGCCAGGACGGGCCGCGCGAGGGCCGGCGGCGCUGUCGCCUUGUCCUCCCCGAGGGUCUGGCGCAGACGGUGAAGGGGACGAGCGCCGUGGCGCAGGUGGCCCUGGGCUUUGCGCUGCCGCUGGGCGUCAUGGUUGCCUGCUAUGCGCUCCUGGGCCGCACGCUGCUGGCCGCCAGGGGGCCUGAGCGCCGGCGCGCGCUGCGUGUAGUGGUGGCCCUGGUGGCGGCCUUCGUGGUGUUGCAGCUGCCUUAUAGCCUGGCUCUACUGCUGGACACGACCGACCUGCUGGCCGCCCGCGAGCGCAGCUGUCCGGCCAGCAAGCGCAAGGACCUGGCAUUGCUGGUGACCGGCGGCCUGGCCCUGGCGCGCUGUGGUCUCAACCCCGUACUCUACGCCUUUUUGGGCCUGCGCUUCCGCCAGGAUCUGCGGGCGCUGCUGCAGGGCGCCGGCUGUGGACCCGCGCACUCUCGCGGUCGCUGUCCCCGCCGGCCACGCCUGUCUUCCUGCUCUGCGCCCACCGAGACCCACAAUCUGUCCUGGAAUAGCUAGGGCCGCAGGGGGGUGCGGGCGAAUGUCCGCCACGGGGUGGGUGGGAAAGGGAGUGCGUGGGGGGGGACUCCGGGGACAGAGGUGGGGACUUAAGUGUGGCCCUGAGCCUGCUGCUGCAUUAAAGCGAUAACGUGGAAAUGAGACGCAAGCAGUAGCUGUUACUAUUUUUGCACCACCGACUUUCAAGUGAUUCUCAGCAGAGCAGAGCACUAGGCUGCACCCCCGCGCGCCAGGCUAGGUGGGCGGAGCUGCUGAGUGUGCUGAAGCUUUGGCAGACACCUUGGGCACCUCGACAUCAGACUUAACCCGCAGAGGUGAGGCUGAGGCGGAAAGGCUGCCAGGCCGCGAGGGGAGGGGCUCCUCCCGAAGCAGCAGCAGGCAGCAGCAGCAGCAGCAGCAGCAGCAGGCGCCGCCGCCGCCGCCGCCGCCUCAGGAGAGCUUUCUAACAACCGGCUCUCCUCCAGGGCUCCCAGCGGACUCCGCGGCGCAGAGGGUGAGGGGCGGGAUGUUCCCAGUGGGGGCAGGAAACUGGAUCACUUUGGUACAAGCCCUGCUGAAGUUCUGACGGAAACAAAACAAGUCAUUUAAAAAGUC